AUGGUCUUCAAGGCAACACUCGCAUCCGCUUUUGUCUCCCUCCUGGCAUGUGCCAGCGCUGUGGAAGUUCCCAAGACCGAUUACGAUGUCAUCGUGGUCGGCGGUGGUCCCGCGGGUCUCAGUGCACUCAGUGGUGUCUCUCGUGUCCGCCGAACUGCUCUCUUGAUUGAUAGCCAGGAGUACCGCAAUGCUCCGACCCGGGAGAUGCACGACGUCAUUGGCUUCGACGGUACCCCACCGGCUACUUUCAGAGGUCUGGCUCUCCAGCAGAUCAAGAAGUAUCCAACUGCUCACUUCGCCAACGAAACUGUGGAAUCAAUCGUUCCGUUCGGAAAGGGAGACUUCUCUGCCUUCACCGUGACCGACAGCAAGGGCAAGAACUACACUGCCCGUAAGAUCGUGCUCGGUACCGGUGUCCGUGACGUUCUGCCCUCGACUCCUGGCCUUCGGGAGGGAUGGGGCCACGGCAUCUUCUGGUGCCCGUGGUGCGAUGGCUACGAACACAGGGACCAGCCAUUUGGAAUGAUCGGAGAUAUCACCGAUAUGCUGAGCAACGUGUUGGAGACCCACACUCUCUACACCGAUAUCGUUGCAUUCGUGAACGGCUCGCAAACUGCUGAUGGUGAGGCCCGGGCAACGGCCAAGGUCGAAGACUGGAAGGAACAACUUGCCGCCUGGAACACUACCAUUGAUAACCGCACAAUCUCUUCCAUUGAGCGCCUUGAGGAUGGUGGGGACAACAGAGGCGAAAACGGUGACCAGCAGUUUGACAAGUUCCGCCUUCACUUCACUACCGGAAAGCCUGUUGACCGGAAUGCUAUCAUUAUCAACGUCCCAACUGUUCAGACCUCGACACUUCCAGCCAAGAUGAACCUGAGCAUCGUCAGUGACAAGAUCAAUGUUACCAGCGGAAUGCGUACCAGUGAGACCGGUGUCUUUGCCGUUGGCGAUGCCAACAGCGAUGGCAGCACCAAUGUGCCACAUGCGAUGUUCUCUGGCAAGAAGGCCGCUGUCUAUCUGCACGUGGAAUUGUCUCGUGAGGAGUCGAAAUCCAAGGUCUCGAAGCGUACUGGACUCUCUCACCGUGAGCUCGAGAAGGAGGCCAUUCGUGCAAUUGGCAACGACCUGGACGAUGUAUGGAAGCGUGCUCAGAAGUAA
This is a messenger RNA of Penicillium hordei, 1158 nucleotides long. Its product is annotated as NAD(P)/FAD-dependent oxidoreductase. Gene Ontology annotation, molecular function: oxidoreductase activity. The transcript has 3 exons. The record is from RefSeq and is a predicted model, not a curated record. Lineage: Eukaryota; Fungi; Ascomycota; Eurotiomycetes; Eurotiales; Aspergillaceae. Bases 1 to 1158 code for a protein of 385 amino acids.